GACAUUAACUCAAUGAGACACUCAUAAUACAACUACUGAGUAAAACAGCAAACAGUACCUGGAGUCUCACUGAGUACAUGAUCAAGAGCCCUGUCAGUGCACCUGAACAUGAUGGCUCCCCAGGAAACUGAAGCCACAGUACGCACCGACUCACCAAAACUGGACAGGAAAAGAUUUCAACACUCUGCCUUAUCUGACGAUCGACUUCUGGUGUGACAUGUUGAUGGUAGUGUUUGAAUUUGGUGUAAACAACAUGAAUUCAGGGAUCCAUCUUGCCUUGUGUCAAAGGUUCAGGCUACCGGUGGUGGUGUUGUGGUGUGGUAAUAUUUUCUUGGCACACAUUAGGCCCCUUAAUACCAAUUGAUCAUGGUUUAAAUGCCACAACUGAUAUGAGUAUUGUUGCUGAGCACUUGCAUCCCUUUAUGUCAACUCAUCUUCUGAUGCACUGGUGGCCAACCUCGGGGUCCCAACCCCCCUAAGGUUCACUAAAGCUUAACACCUUCUCUCCUUCUCUUUCCAUCUCUCUCUCUCUGUCUCACACUCACAUGCACACAUACACACGUAAGCACACACACACACACACACACACACACACACACACACACACACACACACACACACACACACUCUCUCUCUUUCUCUUUCGCACACACUCACUCCCACACACACUCACACACACAGUCACACACACAUACACAUUUCUUAUACUUUAUCUCUUUGUAUUUGCGUAAUUAUGACUUGUUCUCUUUUCUUUAUGCUGAUUGCUGUUCUGUUGAGGUUGAUUAUGGUGACUGCCUGCUUCCUCUACUUUUUUUGUUUAGUACUUGCAUACGUAAACAUUAUAUUGUCAUACAUGAAUAGGAGGUUCUUCAAUGCGAACAAUGGUAGGGACUGUCAAUGGCAAUGGACAUUUUCAGCAGCAAUCCAUCAUAUUACCCCUAAUGCCAUCUCUUAAACUCAUUUACUGGAAUAUUCAGGGCAUUGGAUCACCGGCAAAAUGUACACAAAUCCUUAAUCAUUUUUGCCUUUUACAGGAAACACAUCCCACAGUAUCAGAACAUCUAAAGCUUAAGACAAAAUGGAUAAAUCAAAUUUUUUCAGCAUCAUAAUUUUACAAAAAGAGGAGUAGCCAUCUUGAUAAAUAAAAACACUCCAUAUUGCAAUGAAACCUCAAUAAUAGAUUCAGAAGGUUGUUUGGUUAUCAUUGAUGGACUUAUCAGAAAUGCUAAAAUAAUAAUAACCAACCACCACAAAACAACAUUAAUUACUUAGUUUCCUUUUAAAUAGUGCUCUUUCGGCAUUUCUUUAAAACCUAUAUAUUAUUUUGUUGAAUAAUAUGAUUUGGAACUGAAUCCCACUCUAGCAUUGCUCUGUAUAUUACUGUAAGCUGAACUGAUGUGGUUUUUGAUUUUGGUAAAGUAAAACAACCUCCAGCAGCAUGCCUUGCAAAAUAACUGUGAGUAUUUGUGCUAAAGGAUAGUCUUUUGUAGAACAUAAAUGAAGUCUUUGUUGUUAUGACAUUGUCCUAAUAAAAACCAUCAGUGAAUACAGUAAUCUGUUUUUCACUUCAAACCAAGAGAGACAUUCAUGUAUUCUAGAAAUGUUUGUUCUCAGACCACAUGAAAGAGCUACACGUGCCAUUUUACUCUGACAUAACCAAGUGAAGUAUUGGACGUAACUUCUUUGUUUUGAAUUGUGAAACACCCUCAGUGUUGUUUCCAGGUAAAAGCUGAACGUCCAAGACGUUCUUCUACUUGAAUUCGGAGUAUGCUUUUUCUCAAACUGGAAUACUGAUGCAGCACCUCUGACUUAAUGUGAAACAAAAAGAGGAACCAUGAAUUUGCUCUUGCAUCUCACAACUUUUCCUUCACAGUACAAAUCAGCAUAAGACGUGACAGCCGUUGUUCAGGAAAACCUACAACUCCACAAUGAACAACCAAAGUGAGUUCGACAGUGGUUUUGGAGAACAUGAUUGUGGACUUUUUGACUUCCAAACCUUCAGUGGUGUCUUCUACAUUUUGCUCUUCAUCAUCAGUGUCACAGUCAACAUUAUCCUCUUAUGUGUUCUUAUCGCCUACGAGAACUUGACAAAUGUCACAAAUCUGUUUGUCGUGAACCUGGCCUGCUCUGAUUUGGUCUUUACUGUCACACUUCCAUUCUAUGCCGCCGAUCAGCUGCACCACUGGGUCUUUGGUGACUUUGCCUGCAAAUUUAUGACUGCAACAUACUUUGUUGGUACUUACAGUAGCGUCAUUCUGCUGACUGCCAUGACUGUGGAUCGUUUCAUAACAGUGGUGCUGCACAACUGGCCAAGCAACCAUGGAAGGAGGCAGAGGUGUGCAAUGGGCACCUGUGCAGCUGCUUGGGUCAUCAGUAUUGCUGCUGCCAUUAGCGAUGCUAUCAAAGUAAAGGUGGAAACCAACCAAGGGCUCAAUGGUUUCUUCUGUGUGGGUCCCUCUAAUAGCUCUGUUGUCAACGUGGGAUAUUACCUCCAAGUGUCGCUGCUCUUCUUCCUCCCAUUUGCCAUCAUUGUUUUCUGCUAUUCUGCCAUCCUUAAGACAGUUCUGCAAGCCUCAAACAGAAAAAGGCAAAGGACUGUAGUGGUGGUGUUAUGUAUUGUUACAGCCUUCCUCAUCUGCUGGGGACCUUACAAUAUUUUGCUUUUCAUCGCAACUUUUUAUAUACCCAUAGGCUGUUAUUUGACAAAUAGAUUUGAGACUGCCUAUAAUAUUUGUCGUAUACUUGCUUACUCUCACUGCUGUAUGAACCCUCUUUUGUAUAUGCUCUCACAAAAGUUGCGAAGACAUCUUUUGAAACUUUUACACUGUGAGAAUGCCAGGCAGAAGAACAGGGAGAGAAGCACUGUCCAGAGCACUUCUGUUAUUCAGAAUGUAGCGUUUAUUGCACAGAAUUCUGCUGUUAUGUUGGAACUACCCUCAAAAUAGACAUUCACUUUUGAAAUGAAACAUUUAUUCAAUCUGUAGGUACCUUUAUGCAAUACUGUUAAUUGAUUAAUUUCCUUUCACGGGUUAUUUUUAAUGUUUUGCUUAAUUCCUUAAAGUAUGUGGGUGUAUUUGGGUAUAUAUUUAUGUACAUUAUAUAUAUAUAUAUAUAUAUAUAUAUAUAUAUAU
Dicentrarchus labrax (European seabass) is the source of this 3131-nucleotide messenger RNA. Its product is annotated as chemokine XC receptor 1-like. The record is from RefSeq and is a predicted model, not a curated record. Gene Ontology annotation, molecular function: chemokine receptor activity. Gene Ontology annotation, cellular component: membrane. Bases 1929 to 2945 code for a protein of 338 amino acids. The transcript is spliced from 3 exons. Lineage: Eukaryota; Metazoa; Chordata; Actinopteri; Moronidae. Gene Ontology annotation, biological process: chemotaxis; immune response; G protein-coupled receptor signaling pathway.